This is a messenger RNA of Aspergillus nidulans FGSC A4, 3252 nucleotides long. Its product is annotated as protein CYP505A8. The transcript has 3 exons. The coding region runs from base 1 to 3252 and encodes 1083 amino acids. The record is from RefSeq and is a predicted model, not a curated record. Lineage: Eukaryota; Fungi; Ascomycota; Eurotiomycetes; Eurotiales; Aspergillaceae. Gene Ontology annotation, biological process: secondary metabolite biosynthetic process. Gene Ontology annotation, molecular function: oxidoreductase activity, acting on paired donors, with incorporation or reduction of molecular oxygen, reduced flavin or flavoprotein as one donor, and incorporation of one atom of oxygen; monooxygenase activity; NADPH-hemoprotein reductase activity.
AUGGCCGAAAUCCCAGAGCCCAAAGGGCUGCCAUUGAUCGGCAACAUUGGCACAAUUGACCAGGAAUUCCCCCUGGGUUCCAUGGUCGCUUUAGCAGAAGAGCAUGGCGAGAUUUAUCGACUGCGAUUUCCCGGCCGGACGGUCGUCGUCGUUUCUACCCACGCGCUGGUGAACGAAACCUGCGACGAGAAGCGCUUCAGAAAGUCCGUCAAUUCGGCCCUGGCGCACGUUCGUGAAGGUGUUCAUGAUGGACUAUUCACUGCCAAGAUGGGCGAAGUCAACUGGGAGAUCGCCCAUAGGGUCCUGAUGCCGGCCUUUGGGCCGCUUUCCAUCCGAGGCAUGUUCGAUGAGAUGCACGACAUUGCCAGCCAGCUGGCCCUGAAGUGGGCGCGGUACGGGCCCGACUGCCCCAUCAUGGUCACAGACGACUUUACCCGUCUGACGCUGGACACGCUGGCACUGUGCUCGAUGGGCUACAGAUUCAACAGCUACUACUCACCGGUGUUGCAUCCGUUCAUCGAAGCUAUGGGCGAUUUCCUCACGGAGGCUGGAGAGAAGCCGCGGCGGCCACCUUUGCCGGCCGUGUUCUUCCGCAAUCGCGAUCAGAAGUUCCAAGACGACAUUGCUGUGCUCCGGGAUACAGCGCAGGGGGUUCUCCAGGCGCGCAAGGAAGGGAAGAGUGAUCGCAAUGAUCUUCUUUCGGCCAUGCUGCGCGGCGUGGACUCACAAACUGGACAGAAAAUGACAGACGAGAGUAUCAUGGAUAAUCUAAUCACAUUCCUGAUUGCUGGCCACGAGACUACCUCUGGCCUCCUCUCAUUCGUGUUCUAUCAAUUGCUGAAACACCCAGAAACUUACCGCACAGCGCAGCAAGAGGUGGACAACGUGGUUGGUCAGGGAGUCAUUGAAGUAUCGCACUUGUCUAAGCUUCCCUAUAUCAACAGUGUUCUCCGUGAAACCCUCCGUCUCAACGCGACAAUUCCCCUGUUCACGGUGGAGGCUUUUGAGGAUACGCUCCUUGCGGGCAAGUACCCCGUCAAGGCGGGUGAGACUAUUGUCAAUCUCCUAGCCAAGUCGCAUCUGGACCCGGAGGUAUACGGAGAGGACGCACUGGAGUUCAAGCCGGAGCGAAUGUCAGACGAGUUGUUCAACGCGCGCCUGAAACAAUUCCCAAGUGCGUGGAAGCCAUUUGGCAACGGGAUGCGGGCUUGCAUUGGACGACCUUUUGCCUGGCAGGAAGCUCUCUUGGUCAUGGCCAUGCUUCUCCAAAACUUUGACUUCUCACUAGCUGAUCCUAAUUAUGACCUCAAGUUCAAACAGACAUUGACCAUUAAACCAAAAGACAUGUUUAUGAAAGCACGCUUGCGUCACGGCCUGACCCCAACGACGCUCGAGCGUCGACUGGCGGGGCUGGCUGUUGAGUCCGCAACACAGGACAAGAUUGUCACCAACCCUGCGGAUAAUUCAGUCACCGGUACCCGGUUGACGAUCCUCUAUGGCUCAAAUAGCGGAACAUGCGAAACGCUAGCGCGGCGUAUUGCAGCCGAUGCCCCGUCUAAGGGCUUCCAUGUCAUGCGGUUUGACGGUCUUGACAGUGGUCGUUCCGCGCUCCCUACGGACCACCCUGUCGUGAUCGUAACCUCCUCAUACGAAGGACAGCCUCCUGAGAACGCGAAACAAUUCGUUUCUUGGCUGGAAGAACUUGAGCAGCAGAAUGAAUCAUUACAGCUCAAAGGAGUCGACUUUGCUGUAUUCGGCUGCUUCAAGGAAUGGGCCCAGACGUUUCACCGCAUCCCUAAGUUGGUCGACAGCCUGCUGGAGAAGCUGGGAGGCAGUCGCCUCACUGAUUUGGGGCUGGCGGAUGUAUCCACUGAUGAGCUAUUCUCGACAUUUGAAACAUGGGCCGACGAUGUGCUCUGGCCUCGCCUAGUCGCGCAGUAUGGCGCAGACGGAAAGACGCAGGCCCAUGGCUCAUCCGCUGGCCACGAAGCAGCUUCUAAUGCGGCUGUAGAGGUGACCGUCUCCAACUCGAGGACACAAGCCUUGCGCCAGGAUGUGGGCCAGGCGAUGGUUGUGGAAACCCGGCUGCUUACCGCUGAGAGCGAGAAGGAGCGGCGUAAGAAGCACUUGGAGAUUCGCUUGCCAGAUGGCGUAAGCUACACUGCAGGCGAUUACCUCGCAGUGCUGCCUAUCAACCCGCCCGAGACCGUUCGCCGAGCAAUGCGGCAGUUCAAGCUGUCCUGGGAUGCGCAGAUCACCAUUGCACCCUCGGGGCCAACGACUGCCCUGCCAACAGACGGGCCCAUAGCGGCGAACGAUAUCUUCAGUACUUAUGUCGAACUCUCCCAACCCGCCACUCGCAAAGACUUGAGGAUCAUGGCCGAUGCGACGACGGACCCGGACGUACAGAAGAUCCUCCGAACCUACGCCAACGAAACCUACACAGCCGAAAUCCUCACCAAGAGCAUUUCAGUCCUUGACAUCCUCGAACAACAUCCCGCAAUUGACCUCCCAUUGGGAACAUUCCUACUAAUGCUUCCAUCUAUGCGCAUGCGCCAAUAUUCCAUCUCCUCCUCACCCCUCCUUACCCCUACCACCGCCACCAUAACAAUUUCCGUUCUUGAUGCCCCAUCACGCUCUCGAUCCAAUGGAUCCCGUCAUCUCGGCGUCGCAACUUCAUACCUUGAUUCUCUCAGUGUAGGCGACCAUCUCCAAGUGACAGUGCGGAAGAACCCUUCGUCGGGAUUCAGAUUGCCCAGCGAGCCGGAAACCACGCCGAUGAUCUGUAUCGCGGCGGGAUCAGGGAUCGCCCCUUUCCGUGCAUUUUUGCAGGAGAGGGCGGUGAUGAUGGAACAAGACAAGGACCGCAAACUGGCUCCGGCAUUGCUUUUCUUUGGAUGCCGGGCUCCCGGGAUAGAUGAUCUUUAUCGGGAGCAGUUGGAGGAAUGGCAGGCCCGCGGGGUCGUGGAUGCCCGAUGGGCGUUCAGCCGGCAAUCUGAUGACACGAAAGGGUGUCGACACGUGGACGAUCGAAUCCUGGCUGAUCGAGAGGAUGUGGUGAAGUUGUGGAGAGACGGUGCGAGGGUGUAUGUUUGUGGUUCGGGGGCGCUGGCUCAGUCGGUUCGAAGCGCUAUGGUUACGGUCCUGCGGGACGAGAUGGAAACGACCGGCGACGGUUCGGACAAUGGAAAGGCGGAGAAGUGGUUCGAUGAGCAGAGGAAUGUGCGAUAUGUGAUGGAUGUUUUCGAUUAG